Molecule: messenger RNA, 1117 nt
Organism: Haliotis rufescens (red abalone)
Lineage: Eukaryota; Metazoa; Mollusca; Gastropoda; Lepetellida; Haliotidae
Exons: 7
Coding region: 22-927 (301 amino acids)
Molecular function (GO): signaling receptor activity
Source: RefSeq, a predicted model, not a curated record
GACCCCGCUGUGCUGAGAACAAUGACCAGGACGGGGAUAUUACUUCAGGUGGCGUGUGCUGCUGUAAUUUUCUCUCAUGCGCUGUCUGCAUCAACAUUGAGGAGGCGACAAAGCAGUGACAUCCGGUGCCUUCAGUGUGACCACGUUUCUGACCCGGCUGAUUGCGACGACUACAGCAUAUGUGGACAUGGCGAGAUUUGCUCAACCCGGGAGUUUAUAGACCACCAUGACAAGAAGUCCUAUCGGAUGGGAUGCCAAAGUUCUCAGAUUUGUUCCCUGUACAAAAAUGCGGCAACGAUAUUUGGGCGACGCCGAGAUGUGUUUUCCGAGGACGAAGCACGCCUGUGUUUUGAUUGUUGCAGUGACAAUGAUUGCAACUCCGCUAUUUGUAUCCCCACUGGUGGUGGAGCCACGCCUUUAACGCAAGUUGUUAGUACAACACCAACACGCAUACCAACAAGGACUUUGACUGCCACGGAAACAACAACUAAAGACAACGUAUGUCCCUCUGGUUUCAUGACCUGGAAGUUCUCCUGUUAUGCCUUCUCCCAGACAAACGUUAUCUGGGAUGACGGGCGGAAGCUAUGUCAGGAUAAAGGUGCAGAUCUGGUCUCCAUCAACACGCAGCAAGAAGAUUCCUUUAUAACAAAUCAGCUGGAAAACCUUAGAGUACCUGACACUGUCCGAGGAAUGUGGCUUGGCAGCACCUACGACGACGCAGAUAACAAGUUCAAGUGGGUUGAUGGAACAGACGUCAGCUACGGCCGCUUCAAGACUGGUUCGCCCAGAAGACUGACUGGGUACAGUCUCGUAGUGAUAAACCCCGCUGUUAAUUCCGCGUUUGCUGGUUGGCCUUGGGGGUCGGAUGUAGGAUCAGUUUAUAAACGUGGCUUCAUUUGCGAAAUGAAGCAGCCGAGCAGACACUGAUUCUGAAGAAUAUUGUUCACGGAACAGUGAAUGUUUCAGUUGCUGUGCUGGUAGUGUGUACGACCAUGCUCAAUAAACUUGCGUUGUCUCGCUUAUUGCUGUGAUGAUGAUGGAGUUGGACUUAACGCCGCUUUUGAUAUUAUUCCAGUUAUAUCGCGGCGUGUCAGCUUAAUGUGGGAGGGAAGCCCGA